Molecule: messenger RNA, 3049 nt
Organism: Hyposmocoma kahamanoa
Lineage: Eukaryota; Metazoa; Arthropoda; Insecta; Lepidoptera; Cosmopterigidae
Gene: gsb
Product: protein gooseberry
Exons: 6
Coding region: 28-1440 (470 amino acids)
Biological process (GO): regulation of transcription by RNA polymerase II; anatomical structure development
Molecular function (GO): RNA polymerase II cis-regulatory region sequence-specific DNA binding; DNA-binding transcription factor activity, RNA polymerase II-specific
Source: RefSeq, a predicted model, not a curated record
CGACGAGCUGGUUUGCUACUUGCGUCAAUGGCUGUAUCAACACUGAACAUGACACCGUACUUUACAGGUUACUCUUUUCAAGGCCAGGGUCGUAUGAACCAACUGGGAGGGGUGUUCAUCAACGGGCGGCCCCUGCCGAACCACAUAAGACUGAAGAUCGUAGAGAUGGCGGCGGCGGGGGUGCGGCCCUGCGUCAUCUCGAGGCAACUGCGCGUCUCCCACGGUUGCGUCUCCAAGAUCCUCAAUCGGUACCAGGAAACUGGUUCCAUCCGCCCCGGUGUGAUCGGGGGUUCAAAGCCGAGAGUGGCGACGCCUGAAGUAGAAAACAGGAUUGAAGAACUCAAGAGACAAAACCCAGGUAUAUUCUCCUGGGAAAUUAGAGAUAAACUAAUAAAGGAAGGCAUCUGUGAUAAAAACACUGCCCCUUCAGUCAGUUCCAUAUCGAGGCUUAUAAGAGGCGGCAAAAGGGACGAAUCAGAUCCUAGAAGAAAUCACAGCAUUGACGGUAUUCUAGGUCCAUCAUCUUGUGAAGACUCAGAUACCGAAUCAGAGCCAGGAAUUACGUUGAAAAGGAAGCAACGGCGGUCUAGAACCACGUUCUCUGGCGAUCAACUGGAAACUUUAGAGAGGGCUUUCACUAGAACUCAGUAUCCUGAUGUGUACACAAGAGAAGAGUUAGCGCAGAAGACCAAGUUGACCGAAGCCAGAGUUCAGGUUUGGUUUUCUAACCGAAGAGCACGUCUCCGCAAACAACUUAAUUCACAACAAUUGAGUGCCUUCAACACAAUGUCUUUACAAUCUGCUUUCCCAUCCGUCCAUCAGCAAUACGAACCUCCUUCAACUUUUAACGCUCAGUGUGCGUCUUGGCAACAAUCUUAUUCAUCUGCAUUGGGUUCUAGUUCAGUACUGAACUCUGCUUUGGGUCCUUCCCUCCACCAGUCAGCUUUGACUGCGCCUUCAGUGUGUCAAUCAGCUCUUGCGGCGUCUUCUCUACAUCCCCCAACGUCAAGUUCGUUCUCAUCAGGAAAUUUAACACCUCUGUCCCAUUCUUCCGAGAUUGCUACUCCAUUACAAGCGUCCGCCGAUACCACCCCUCCAAGCACGAGUCCAACGGCUACAAGCCCUGGAGCAAACCAAAGUGCAAUCACUUAUCAGCAUCCUACUUACGACCCAAGUGAAUCUGUGCAUCCAUACGCAUACGGCGACUAUCCCAAACAAGAGGGAGUAAGUGCCAUGUCCGCGCACAACCACUGGACCUCAAGACAACUAAGCGGACAUCCCCAGCACAAAUUGGCUGAAGUCGGAGCAUGGCCGGAAAACUAUAGUUCAUUUUUUGGCGCAAACGCAUCGCACUACGCAUCGCAUUCGCCUACGGAAGCAAAAUCGGGAUAUCCCUACUUAGGCCAACUGGGAGGCAUGGACAUGGGUCGAGUGCAUUGAACGUAAUGCAAAAUUAUUGUUUGUGUCUAAUUCUGUUGCAAUAUAAAAUCACUUGUUUUAAAAGAUAGUGCAUAAACAUUUGUACGUAAAUAGUACCUACAACUAUUUACUAUUUUGCAAUUAUGUAAUUAAUAUGGGUGUUUUCAUGUACCUUCUAAUCAAAGGAACCAAAUUCAAAAUAAUUUAAUCAGCCUUAUAAUAUCGUUUAAUAAUAUUUGAAGAACAUAUCACGCCGUGCCUUCAUAAUUCAGAAUAUAUACAUAUUUCUACAAAAAUAACUUUUGUGUAACUUUAGAAAAACUCGUAAAAAUUGUUGUAAAUAAAUUCCUAAGUAAAUAAGUGCCUAGUGUUCUCGAAAGACUAAAUUAGUCCUUAUUUUAAUGUAUUAUAGAGCUUUAUUAGAGUGCAGUUUUAAUAUAAUAAAUUAAUUGUUCCUGAAGUUAAAUUGCACUUUUAACUGAUUGAUGUAGGCUUUUAUUUUAAGUGUAUUUUAUAAAACGUUGUUGAACUAGUGAAUACAUUUUUAAAGAGUGAAAAUUCAAUAUAUAAGUAUACUUAUUCAUGUUUAUUAUCUUUACUUUUAACGUAGACACUUCAACAUCAAAAGCUGCUGGAUAACUUUUAUAACCAAAUUAGAGAAAAUCAGAGCAGAUACAUCUCCUUUCGUCUGAUACAUUCAUAUUCGGCACAAUCUCAAGUUUAUUCUGCGCAUUUAAAUUCAAUUUAUCUUACCUGAGAGCGGUUACGGUUACGGAGAAAUAUAGCAGCGCGUCUUCAGUAGCGAUGUAGUCGCUAAUCUACUUUUACACACACGCGUGACGUAUACCCAAAUUAAAGAAAAUCAGAGCAUAUACAGACAUCUUCUUUUUUAUGAUAGAUUUUGUAUUCGCCCGCAAUCACAAGGUAAUUCUACAAAUUUAAAUUCAAUUUACCUUACCUUAGAGGGGUUCCACAUGGUGACUUAUUUUACUUCUACAGUGAUACAAACGCGAUGCAAACGCGAUAUACGUUUUUAAUGAAAUAACAUAAGCGACGGCAUCGGUACUGGCGUGUGUUUGCAUCGAUGCCAUCGCCUGUAAUCGCUACUGUCGCGUUGCAAUCACGCGUUUAUAUCGCUGCUAAAAAUCGCCGUGUGUAACCGCUCUUAGUUUUACCUUAAAACAUUUUUACUAUUAGCUGUAUCCGUGUGUGGCAAUGGCACAAAAAGAAGAAAAAGCUGUUUGUUUUUAGCCCUGGCCUUAAAUCUCUGCUUAUGUAUUCCGCGUUCAGUAGUGGGAUUUGACACGUCAAAAACUUUUGCGAGCGUGAGCUCGACGACUCACGGAAUUUUAUCGCAUUGGGAUGAAUAAUAAUCGAACGCGUUCAUUUUUAUAUAGUAUAUACAAAACUCUUUUAAUUAUUCAAGAAAAGUAUGAUCAGUGACUUUUGGUGUUGAUUGUACAGUUUUUAUAAUUCUGAAGAAAACUGUCGGUCCAUGAAUUUGCCUUCUAAGAAUUGUGAUUUAAAAUUAAAAUUGUAUUUAUUUUAUACUGGUAUUAUAACUUAGAAUAAUUGUAUAGUGUAAGCGAGCACCUACUUUGUAAAAUAACCGUAUGAAAAUAAAUGAAUU